AUGCCCGCGAGCGCGUCCGGGAGCGACGACGACGUCGAGAGCAGCGACGACGAGCUCGCGAGCGCCCUGGAGGCUGAACUCUUCGCGAAUGACGAUGCGGAGGUGAAGGAUGUCGCGAAGGCGAACGCUGGCGACGGUGAUUCGGAGACGAAGCGCGCGAGAGAGGGCGGCGCGCUUCCGCGAGUGGUUCGUCGGAAAGCGUUUCGCGUGGAUGACGCGCGAGGGAGGGGGGACGAGGGGACGUGCGCGCACCCGGCGUUUAUGUUUGAGAUUUGCGUGGUGUGCGGCGAACGGAAACGGGACGACGGCGGCGGGUCGAAGGGCGAGAUGCGAAGCGGAUCCGGGGAAGAGGCGCUUCGUGGACACUUCACGACGUCAAUGCGAUAUAUACACGAGGGGUUGACGCUGUCGAACGCGGAGUUGGAGAAGGCGAAACGGGAGGAGAAGGAGCGCGUGUUGAAGGAUGGAAAGUUGACGUUGAUUUUGGAUUUGGAUCACACGCUGCUCAAUUCGGCACAGUUCAAGGAGUUGACGCAAGAGCAGCACGAUUUGUUGCAUCAGUGCAUCGCCCAGGAGGCGAACGGGCUCGCAGAGCGGGAGAGACCGAUGCUGUAUUGCUUGCGGCACAUGGGAUUUUUCACAAAGUUGCGACCGCACGUCUUCGAGUUUUUGGAAGAGGUGUCGCAGAUUUGUCAGCCGUACGUGUACACGAUGGGGGAUAAGGCGUACGCGAAAGAGAUGGUUAAGCUCAUUGAUCCCGAGGGAAAGAUUUUCCACGGGCGCGUGAUCUCCAACAACGACUCCACGAGCUCGCACGUGAAAGAUUUGGACAUCGUCCUGGGAGGAGAAACCAGCGCCGUAAUCGUGGACGACACCGAGCGCGUGUGGCCGGCAAAUCACGGCAACUUGAUUCGACUCGAUCGUUAUCACUUCUUUCCCUCGAGCGCGGCGUCGUUCCAACAAAAGGGACAGAGCGUUAUGGAGCGCUCGAUGGUAGAUGAGGGUGAACUCGGUUCGAUGGGUGCUAGAGCGGUGCUCUUGGACGUCUUGGCUGUCAUCCAGAGCGCCCACAGGAGUUAUUUCAAGCACGCGAGCAUCGAGGAGCCGGACGUUCGCACUUUGCUCGUAAAACCGGAUAGGAUAGAUUUGCCUCUAAGCGGCGUCAAGUUCGUCAUGAGCGGCGUCACGCCGCUCUCGGACCGCAAUCCCGAGCGACACCCGCUCCGCCUGCUUGCAUCUACCCUAGGUGCUGAGUUCGUCUCGUCCAUCGAGCGCGACGGCGAUAGCGUCACCCACGUUAUCGCUCGAAGCUCUGGCACCGACAAGGUGAAGUGGGCGAAGAAGACAGGCGGACGCGUCCUCAUCGUCGAACCGUCGUGGCUCGUCGCAUGCGCGCAAGCGAACACAAGAGUGAGCGAAUCGCUCUAUCCCAUAGAGACGUAG
Ostreococcus tauri is the source of this 1443-nucleotide messenger RNA. RefSeq names its product NLI interacting factor. The coding region runs from base 1 to 1443 and encodes 480 amino acids. Gene Ontology annotation, molecular function: RNA polymerase II CTD heptapeptide repeat phosphatase activity. Gene Ontology annotation, cellular component: nucleus. NCBI's taxonomy places the organism in Eukaryota, Viridiplantae, Chlorophyta, Mamiellophyceae, Mamiellales, Bathycoccaceae. The record is from RefSeq and is a predicted model, not a curated record. The transcript has a single exon.